Molecule: messenger RNA, 2037 nt
Organism: Clunio marinus
Lineage: Eukaryota; Metazoa; Arthropoda; Insecta; Diptera; Chironomidae
Source: the annotation of a GenBank genome assembly
GACCUUAUUUCAUCGACUUUUUCGCGACAUUCCUUUGCAUUAAAUGUAGAGUAAUAUAUGUUCUUGACAGACUGUUUUUGAUGACAAAUCUUGCAUGUCCAUUUUUUCGCCUUUUUAACUAUGUCAACUUGAAAUGUUUUACAUUCCGAACAUCUUAAAAUUUGAAAUUCCUGCAUUUCUGUUUAUUUAUUAAAUUUUGAAUAAAACUGAAGGAGUAUGUUUAGAUGAAAAUGAAAGAUUUAGAAAGUAACGUCGUUUUGUUCUUCCCUUUUAUGGUAAUUAGAACAAUUUUGUGUAUAAAAACUGUCAAAUAAAUAAAAAAAACAAAGGAGUGUGUUUAGAGUUCAAGCGAAUAAUUCAAAUUUGAAAGUCCACACACAAGACAUCGUAUCACAUCUUUUUUAUUCAUUUUCAGUUUCGCUCUUUGCUCCUCUCGAAUUACUCGUGAUCGUUCAAAGCUCUGUGAAGUGUAUACAAGUUUGAAAAAAUAUAUUUAAAGAUAUUUUGACUAAGUGCUUGUUAAGAAAAGUCCACGCAAGAUGAGUUCAGCAGCUUACUAUCCAUUCCAAUGUCAGCCAACUGUUUUCCCAGCUGAUCCAUUUGAUCCUAAUGAAGACGCCGCUGUCUUACGUAAAGCCAUGAAGGGCUUUGGAACUGAUGAAAAAGCAAUUAUCGAAAUCAUCGCACGUCGUGGUAUCGUUCAACGUUUGGAAAUUGCAUCAGCUUACAAGACCAACUUCGGAAAGGAUUUGACAUCCGAUUUGAAAUCGGAAUUGGGUGGAAAGUUCGAAGAUGUUAUCAUGGCUUUGAUGACACCAUUACCUCAAUUCUACGCUAAGGAAUUGCAUAAUGCAAUGAGUGGAUUGGGCACAGACGAAGAAGCACUUAUCGAAAUCUUGUGCACUUUGUCCAACUACGGAAUUCGCACAAUUGCUGAAUUCUACGAACAACUUUACGGAAAUAGCUUAGAAAGUGACUUGAAAGGUGACACUUCAGGCUUCUUCAAACGUUUGUUAGUGUCUUUGGUUCAAGGAAACCGCGAAGAAAACACCGGAAUUGAUCAAGGUGCUGCUGUUGCUGAUGCCACUGCUUUGUUUGAAGCUGGUGAAGGUCAAUGGGGAACUGACGAGUCAGUUUUCAAUCGAGUUCUCGUCACCAAAUCAUACCAGCAAUUGCGUCAAAUCUUCUUGGAAUACGAGGCCAUGAGUGGUCACGACAUUGAAAAAGCAAUCAAGAGAGAAUUCUCAGGAAAUGUUGAAAAAGGCUUCUUGGCCAUUGCUAAGGUCGUAAAAUCGAAGGUUGAUUUCUUCGCAGAGAAACUUUAUGAUUCAAUGGCUGGUUUAGGAACCAACGACAAGACUCUUAUUCGCAUCAUCGUGUCACGUUCGGAAAUCGAUUUGGGUGACAUUAAAGAAGCUUUCGAGGCAAAGUAUGGAAAGAGUUUGGAGUCUUGGGUCAAGGACGACUGCAAAGGGGAUUAUAAGAGAGCUUUGGUAACGGUCAUUGGAUAAAUAAUUAAAGCAAAAGAAGCACAUCAUUAAAUUAAGUAUUGAAAUAAUUCGAAAUAAAAAUGUCAUUGAAAUAUGAAUAUUCACAUACAAACAACUGAACUGAAAAGAACUCAAAUAAAUCAAAUUUUCAACACUUUAAAUGUUUAGCUUAUUUAGGUAGUCAAAACAAGAAUGAUAUUAAUGGAUAGAAACAUACGCAAUAGAAUAAUCAAUGUCAAAAACUGAGGUUUAAAUUUAGAAUGCUUUUGAAAGCUUUAAAAUCUUUAAAGCUCAAAAAGCUUCAAACAGAAACUGAAAAUCAAGAACAUUCGGUAUGAAUUUUCGAAAUUUUUAAUCUUGUCCAUUGUAUUUAUUGAUGUAUACGAGAAAUUGAAUAAAAUUCACUGUCGUAAACUUUUAAGCUUAAAUUUCAAAGCUCUCCGAUCGUUGAUGUUGACAUUCAGGAAAAACAUUCAACUUGAAACAUUGGAUCAAAACAUUCGAUCAAAACAUUGAAACUUUUGAGCAAUAAAAAACAUUAAAAACA